Dreissena polymorpha is the source of this 4098-nucleotide messenger RNA. RefSeq names its product tubulin delta chain-like. The record is from RefSeq and is a predicted model, not a curated record. NCBI's taxonomy places the organism in Eukaryota, Metazoa, Mollusca, Bivalvia, Myida, Dreissenidae. The transcript has 2 exons. Bases 3103 to 3579 code for a protein of 158 amino acids.
UUAAAUGACCACACACCCACAAUAUACCCCCCUCUCCAUGAUGGCUUACGUUAUACUGUCAAGCACUCGAAUAGUCGAGCGCUGUCCUCUGACAGCUCUUGUUAUGUCCCCCAGUAUGUCUGUUGGUUUGUUUGUUGGUUUGUUGGUUUGAAUCAAACUUUAACAUUUACCAUAACUUUUGCAAUAUUGAAGAUGGCCACUUCAUAUUAGGCAUGCAUGUGUAUACAUGCUUACAACAUGUAAAGGCUAUUUAUUUAAACACACUUUAAGUGGCUAUAUUUUUAGCUCAUCUGAUUGCUCAGGUGAGCUUUUGUGACCGGUCUUUGUCCGUCGUCUGUCCGUCCGUUCACAUUUGUUCGUAAACACUCUAGAGGCCACAUUUAUUGUCCGAUCUUCAUGAAACUUGGUCAGAAGCUUUGUCCCAAUGAAAUCUCGGUCGAGUUCGAAACUGGGCCGUGCCGGGUCAAAAACUAGGUCACUAGGUCAAAGAAAGAAAAAACUUGUAAACACUGUAGAAGUCACAGUUCAUGCCCAAUCUUCAUGUUACUUUGUCCAAAUGUUUGUCUUAAUGAUAUGUUGGUUGAGUUUAAAAGUGGUUCCGAUCCGUUGAAAAACAUGGCCACCAGUGGGCGGGGCAGUUUUCCUUAUUUGGCUAUAGAGAAACCUUGUAAACACUCUAGAAGUCACAAUGUUUGCCCAAUCAUCAUGAAAGUUGGUCAAAUAAUUGGUUUUAUUGAUAUCUCGGACGAGUUCGAAAAUGGUCUAAAUUGGUGAAAAAACAUGGGCGGGACAUUUUUAUGCCCACCGGAUCAAACGAUCGGGGCUAUAUUGUUUUUGGCUUGUCUGUCAUUGUAUGUGUGUGUGUGUCCCAAAAUUUUAACCAAAACUUUAACCUUGGCCAUUACUUUUGCAAUAUUCAAGAUAGCAACUUGAUAUUUGGCAUGCAUGUGUAUCUCAUGGAGCUGCACAUUUUGAGUGGUGAAAGGUCAAGGUCAUCCUUCAAGGUCAAAGGUCAAAAAAACAAAUUCAAAAACUUUAACCAAAACUUAAACCUUCUUCAUAACUUUUGCAAUAUUGAAGAUAGCAACUUGAUAUUUGGCAUGCAUGUGUAUCUCAUGGAGCUGCAAAUUUUGAGUGGUGAAAGGUCAAGGUCAUCCUUCAAGGUCAAAUAUAUGACUUCAAAGCGGCGCAAUAGGGGGCAUUGCAGGUGGGUUUUUUUGGCCCGAUUUUAUAGCCGAAAUUCGGCUACGUUCCCAAUCCCAAAAAGUAUACUUUUUCCCAAAAUGUGGCAAAAAAUUCCCAAUUGCCAAAAAAAAAAAUUAUUUUUUUAAAGAAGUCUUUUGUGUAUUUUAUCUUAAUUUUAAUUCAAUUACAUCUAACAAAGUAUUAUAUGAUUUUUUUCUUUUAAUUUGAAUAAUUAUAAAGAGUUAAAUCAAAUUUAGUAUUUCUCUAAUCAGUGGGCUUUUCGUGUGGAAAAAAAGGCUAAUGAAUUUAUUUUCCCAAUUUCAUGAAAAUGCCGAUAAAAUUCCCAAUUCCAAAGCCAUGGGCUAUCUUCCCAAAAAGUGGGGGGAAAAAACCUGCAUUGUGUUUCUGACAAACACAUCUCUUGUUCUCUAUAUGUAUUUAGUGAAAACAUGCGAACAUAUUAGAAGUCACAUUUUUGGCCCAAUUUAUUUGAAAUUUUGUCAGAACAUUUGUUUCCUUUAUAUGAGAGUUGAGUUCGAAAAUGGUUCCGGUCAGUUGAAUAACAUGGCUGCGGGGGGGGGGGGGAUUUUCUUAUAUUGAUAUAGUAAAAAAAGCUUGUGAACACUCUAGAAGUCACAUUUUUUGCCCAAUCAUCAUGAAAUUUGAUGAUAAGAUUUGUUUUAUAUAUAUCUCAGAUUAGUUCGCAAAUGGUCCCGAUCGGUCAAUAAACAUGGCUGCCAGGGGGUGGGGCAGUUUUCCUUAUGUGACUAGAGAGAAACCUUGUUAUCGAAUACUAUAUAAGUCACAUUUUUGCCUAAUCAUCGUGAAACUUAGUCAAUGCAUUGGUUUUAUUGAUUUUUCGGACAAGUUGGAAAAUGGCUCAGAUCGGUGAAACACACUUUUUAGCUCACCUGAUUGCUCAGGUGAGGUUUUAGGAUUGGUCUUUGUCCGCCGUACGCCUGUCCACAUUUGGUUUGUAAACACUAAAGCAUUCACAUUUCUCAAGCAUUCUUUAUCAAAGUUGCUGAAAGGUCUCAGUCAAAUUUGAUAAUGAGCAAAAUCACAUAAUUAAUGCCAUAAUUAUUGCCCUUAAAUUGUCCAAAUUUUCAUUAUAUUAUACAAAAUCCUUGUAAACACUCUAGAGGUCACAAUUUUGUUUCAGAUUUUAUGAAUCUUGGUCAUAAUAUUUAUUUUUGUAAGCAAAGUUUGAUGUUUGAUAAGGGGGGUCAACUCAAAAUAUAGGUCACCAGGUCAAAUCUUACAAAAACAAAAACACUCCAUACGCCAGAGUUUUGGUUCAAUAAUGAUGAAACUUGACUAGGAUGUUUGUCUGGUCAAUAUCUAGGUCAAGUUUGACGUUUGGUAAAGAUUGAAUUAACCGACUCCUCUCAGGUGAGCGAACUAGGGCCAUCUUGGCCCUCUUGUUUUAAUGUUGCAGUGUAGUCUGAUUGUACGUUGAAUAGUAUAGUUGUAUUAUAUGAUUUAAACUAAGUAAACACUAUUUAUAUAUUAACAUUUGUAUGUGUGUGCAUAGUUGAAGUAUUGUAGUGAUGUGGGGAUUGUAAAAGGAGAUUUUUGUCGGAUUCUUAAAAAGGAGAGUGAUACUUCUCCGGAUGGUUUCUGUCCGGAUACCAUAUUGGCUCUGAUGUCCGAAUUGUCCGAGGCAUGAAUUCCCCAUCAGGAAGCGUUAUUUAUUUAUUUUGUUCACAUUCCAGUACAGCUAUAACUGGUUCUUGCCAGGAACUGACUAGAAAGUGCCUCAGUUAGCCUAUUUAAGACUUUCAAUCCAAGCAAGCUUUAACAUACUUUGAAACUACGAGACUCCUAAGCUACCGCCCCUGUUGCCUAGGUGACCUGUUGACGCAUCUGGUGCCGUCCCCUGACUACAAGCUGCUGACGGUGAAAAGCAUCCCACAGAUGUCGGACAGCUCCAAGGACUUUAGCUCCUUCAACUGGCCCGGGCUCGUCAAACACCUGCGACAGAUGCUCAUUGCAAACGCAGCAAUGGAAGAAGGCAUUGACUGGCAGGUAAAGCUGGAAGACAGUCGACGCUCCCUGGCCAAUACCCUGAUACUCCGAGGCAAGGAUCUGGCGGGGGCGGACACUGGCCCCUUCUCGGAGCCCCGCCUGUACCCGCCCUGGGUCCCGGAAGACUGCAGGCUAGCCGUCUACACGCAGCCACGCAUGUUUAACAACUACGAGAAGUGCGCUACGCUUAUUAGUAACAAUAAGGCGCCCAUUUACUCGCUGGACUCAGUGAUAGCGAAGGCUUGGAAUAUGUUUUCGUCACGCGCGUACACGCACCUCUAUGUGAAACACGGUCUCACCGAGGAAGACUUUGUGGAUAGUUUUGUCACUCUUGAACAGGUUGUGAUGAGCUACAAAAAUGUAUGAAAUCAAGACUGUGUAGAUUAUGAUUUCCGGUAUGCGUGUUUUUUAUGUACGUUCAUUUGUAAGGAAAUACAAUUUAUUAAAAGUGUUAAAGCUUAAAAAACAUGUAACUUUACUUGCGCAGUAAACCCUAUAUGGGGAGUUGAAUUAUUUACAACACAACUUAGAUUUUCAUAUAAUAAGAAACAGUCAAACAGCUACAGAUCCUUUUAAGAUCUGAAAGAAUUGUGCAUGUGAAGACAGGGUCUGUCGGUUAACCGAACUGGGAAGUACCGGUAAACCCUACAAGAAGUUUUCUCAACUUUUUUCAAGGUCGUACGGGUUGGACUUGAGCCAACACGUUCCGGACCAACAGUUUUAAUGAGUUAAGUUCUGCAAAAUAAAGCAUCGAAAACAUAUGUGAAGACGUAUUGGCAUGCACACCACAAUUAUAAUUGUUCAAUGUUUUUCAAGGUUUUAAACACAUAUCUUUAUUUCGUUAAAAUGUAAAUGCACAUACAUGUAAAUAAAAAUCAUUUUAUA